Klebsormidium nitens is the source of this 1125-nucleotide messenger RNA. The record is from the annotation of a GenBank genome assembly. Lineage: Eukaryota; Viridiplantae; Streptophyta; Klebsormidiophyceae; Klebsormidiales; Klebsormidiaceae.
AUGGCGCGAUCUGAAAGCACGUUCCGGACUGCGGGAGAGUCGUUGGUCGGGCGGUCAAACUGGACCGCUAUUGCGGCGGGGCGCGGCUCGGCAGCGGCGCAGGUCGUGUGCGCGCGCGGUCGGUUGGUGCCGGGAGUGCUCUCAGUGGCCGCACGAAGAGUGGCCGUGCGCGGCGCCCACCUUGCACGAGUUGCACGCAUCUCGGUUGAUCCCCGCGUCGUAAAGUGCCAACGAAAGUGGGAGCCCUUUUUUGAGUUCUACCAAGUGCAAGCACCCAACAGCAGCUGCGACUCGGAGUACCCCCCUCCCGUGAUAACAGUCGCGCACCCAUCUCGUAUGGCCGCCUCGGGGAUAGUCUUUUGGGCUUUGUUCACCUUAGCUUACAUAAGUCUCGUCAUAGGAGGCUCUGCCUUGGUUGGAUACUUCCUUGUUUUGACGGUGUACGUCUCUCUUAUCGCGGGGUUGUUCAUCUAUUGUAUUCUCCAACUUCUUCUUGAGUGGAUUAAAUUCAAGCUCUGGCCAAAAGCUAGGGUGCCCGUGGAAUCAAGCACCCAAAAACUGACAAAUAUAGAGACUGGGUCCGCAAAAUCCGCUACUGGGUCUCGAGAAGAACACGAUCAGAGCGUGACCAUAAACGGAGUAGAUUUUCGAGUAUGGUUGGCCGAACGCGUACAAAAGAUCCUCUAUCCGGUGGCGCCAUACUUGUUCCUCGUUAUUCUCUUCCUGGCACCUUUCGUAGCUUACCGUGCGGCGAAAGACCUUCUGACCAAAGCGACCAAAGUCGAAGACUUGGGACCGGUGCCUCUUCCCGACCCCUCUCACGGGCUGAAUCAAUACCUGGAAGAAAAGACCGCAGGCAUCCAACUGGAGCUCUGCGAAAGGAUGAGCUAUAACUUUUACGUGGGUGUUCCUGGCGGCUGUGCUUGGCGUCCGGAUCCGUACAGCUGGCAACGGGUCGCUUUGAAGGAGCUACAGGUGUCUACUAAAGAUCCGACGGAGUCAAAUAGCGUGGGCUACACUUUGGCUAGCAUGGCAAUGACCGGGCUAAUGCUCGUGAUGCUUGUUUUGCUGGCUUGCGCAGGCAAACUGAGCGGUUCGGAAGCUGAUCUAUCAGUAGCUGUGUAG